Molecule: messenger RNA, 1704 nt
Organism: Fukomys damarensis (Damara mole-rat)
Lineage: Eukaryota; Metazoa; Chordata; Mammalia; Rodentia; Bathyergidae
Source: RefSeq, a predicted model, not a curated record
AUGGAAGUGUGUCCUUAUUGUAAGAAGUCAUUUAAACGAUUAAAAUCCCACUUGCCAUACUGUAAGAUGAUAGGAACAACCAUACCUACUGAUCAAAAAAUCUCUCAUUCAAAGCCAUCUACCCAUCCACGUGCCAAAAAAGUAACGGAGCUGACCAGAGACCUAACUGAAACCGAAGGGAAUGAGUUUAGGACAAAUAGUGAGGAAAGAAAUGUGAAAUUGAGAUGGGACAAACCAGUACGAACAAUUGCUUCCUGUCUACAACUAGCUGUUGGCUUGGAAAGAGCAAGUACUACAAAGGCAGAUAAAGACAUAAAGGAUCAAAAUCAGCUCACUGUCAAAAUGUUAAAACACACUGAACCAAAGAUUACUUUCCAAGGAGAAACUAAAGCUCAGUUUUAUGCAUCAAAUGACAAUUCCAAAAGAGAACUUGCCAAACGUUUGUCUGUAUCAGAGGGAAGUAGAUGUAAUCCUUCAGGAACAGAAGCACUGUUACUGGCUGGCUCAGUGGAACCUUCUUUGUUGAAUCAAGAUAGAAAAUAUUCCUCACCUGUACCUAAUGAUAUAUAAGUCAUAUCUGCAAAUUUGAAACUGGACACAGUUGACCCCCAAAGACAGGGGCUUCUAGUAAAAUUACUAGAUAUGCCUACUGGUGAUCGCCAUCAGUCUCCAAGGAAUCUCACUAAUAGGGCUCAAAAAUUAACAGCAGGAGUGUUGAGCAAGGAGAGAGAUUCCAGAGGCAGAGGUCACCUCCCAGGAGUCUUCACUGGCAUUGAAGAUGCUGAGGCUCAGAAAAAGAAUUCGGAAUCACUCAUUUCAGGCCUUCGUAUUAGUCCUUUAGCUAAAAUCCAGGUUGAGGAGAAUGAAGAAAAAAGACUUGGCGUUGGAGUAGAGGGGUGUGGGAGCAAAGGAAAUGCAGAGAAAAGUAGAUUUGCAACAGAGAUGCGGAGGUAGGAUUCUGUGAGCCAUGACUCUAAGAACUGCAGCUUUGGUGAUUCAGCCACAGAAGAGAAAUCGGAAGAUGAAGGUCUGCUUUUAAAUGUGUAUCCACAGGAGGCAGCUUACAGUGAGUUUCUUCAUGUAUUGAAGUCAAAUAGUCAAAGUCCUGCCUCUCUGGCUAUGGAAUCUCUUCAAGAAGAGAAAGCACAAUUCUGCAGUCAUGAUCAAGCCCCUGAUGUAAAGUUAUUAGGGGAAAGCAAGGAGCAAGCAUCUCUGGAGCCCAGAUCUGGCUGUCAGCCCCAGGCUUUGUACACUGGGUGUCAGCAGGCUAUACCUUCUGCCCAGCAUCACCUUUCUGAAAGCACCUUCAUUAAUCAUGUUGGUGCCACAGACAGAAAGAGCCUUCCUAGCUCCACUGGGCUGGAGUGGUUUCCAGAUUCUGGUUAUCUUGGACUAGGAGUGUUGGUGGAGAAGCCUUAUUAUUGGAACUCAGUGGCCCAGAAGCCUCAGCUCACCGGUCCUCAGUGGGGAAGUCUCUCCCAAGGCUGGAUCCGGUGCAGCACCACCCUGAAGAAGAGUGGAAAUGGUAGCAUCACGAUGCUCUUUACCAGAUUCUUCACCCUGUGCUGCAGCUGGAGCUUCAGGCAUCUGAGGCGGCAAGUUGAGCUCCUGAGCAAGUCUUCCAGCAGUGUGAUAGAGAUUCAGCAUGAGACUCCAUGCCAGCAAUCCAGGCCACCCUCCCAUCAUCAUGUGGAAGAGUUCUGA